CCAGGUGAUGGACAUCACCGGAAAGGAACUUCCUAUCGAGUCGGAGACAUUCCAGCUGAAGUCCCUCAUCGCCGCGCAGCUCAACGACUACGGCGACGAGAUCGUCGACAUCUGCGAGUCCGCCGACAAGCAGCUCAUCAUCGAGCAGAAGCUCAAGGACGUCACGGCCAUCUGGGACGAGAUGUCAUCCUGGAGAUUCUGGAAGGCGCGGGAGUACCCCUGCGUCCUGGACAGCGCCAAGGUGGCCGAGACGCAGGAGACGCUGGAGGAGACGAUGAUGAACCUGAACACCAUGAACGCCCAGAGGCACUCGCAGCCCUUCAAGGAAGAGCUCACGGCGCUGCUGCUGCAGCUCUCCGACACCGGCGACACGAUCGAGAGGUGGUUCAAGGUACAGCAGAUGUGGAUGUCCUUGGAGUCCGUUUUCACGGGGGGUGACAUUGCCAAGCAGAUGCCCAUGGAGGCGAAGAAGUUCUCCCAGAUCGACAAGGAC
This is a messenger RNA of Prorocentrum cordatum, 493 nucleotides long. The record is from the annotation of a GenBank genome assembly. Lineage: Eukaryota; Dinophyceae; Prorocentrales; Prorocentraceae.